Messenger RNA from Bactrocera dorsalis (oriental fruit fly), 4253 nucleotides. RefSeq lists its product as uncharacterized. Bases 3320 to 3949 code for a protein of 209 amino acids. The record is from RefSeq and is a predicted model, not a curated record. The transcript has 4 exons. NCBI's taxonomy places the organism in Eukaryota, Metazoa, Arthropoda, Insecta, Diptera, Tephritidae.
GGCGGUGAUGUCAACCUUUAUUUUCACAAGGUCAUCAACCAGCUGGGCAGCGGCACUUUCCCAAUUAUGGGACCAGACAUUCCAGGUGCACGCCCUCAAAUCAUAGUUCUUAAUUCGAUUGCCAUGGUCGUCAUCAAAAGGGGGGUCACUCAUCCGAGGCUUGCUGUUUCCUUUCAUGGGUGGUGUUUUUUUACGUGGCGGGUCCCAAACCCAGCGUACAACCCUAAGUAGGGAAUAUUUCGCCAUCUCACUUUAGCUCGCCUUCAAACGGAUGUUCUUAGGCUACCCAUUUUUUUAAUUGUUGAUUUCUUCAUUUUAUUUAUUUUAUGUUUUAAUUUGGUUGCACUGCUGCACUUUCGCGGUUUUAUUGAGGUAACCUUUCGGAUUUACGUCUUCUCCCGAUUUCUGUAGCGUCUUCCUGAUUUUUAUUUAUGUUUUAUCUAUGCCGUAACAGAUUUUUGCGUUAUACGGUGUCACACUAUUGUUCGAUAUUCUGUUCUUCUGUGUUUUUUUUGUUUAUGAAUGUGCCACUUAUGUUAUUAUAGCCCUAUGCCAUAAAAAUAAAAAAAAAAACUCAAAAAUUAUUAAAAUUUGAGUGUCUUUAUUUAUUAGAUGGUGACUUAAGACUAAAUUUCCAUUUUAUCAUUGGCAGGAAUGAAUGUAAAUUCUUUCUGUUGCAAUAUAAACCAAAACUGCAAACAAAACAGUUUUGCCACAGCCGCACUCAGAGCACUUAGAGCAUAAAGACCAAAAUACUGUAAACAAAUUUUGUAAACCGUGAGUGUAUGGCAGAAUGCGUCACUAUAUAUAUAUAAAAUAAAUUAGACUCCUAUCCUCCGGUUGAGAUUUUACAUCAUAAGAUAUUUCCUUAGCUUUAAUUCUUGCAAGUUGCAAGAGUUUAUAAUGUUCGGUUGCCAUUUCUUACUUAUUUCUUGUAAAUUUGUUGUAUAAGGAUAUUUUAAUUUCCAGUAUUUUAUUUUAAACUUAGUUUAUAAAUAAUUUUAAAGUUUUGUUACCUUUAACAUAUAAGCAUGUUAGCAGGAACAAGCAGUAACAAGCAUAUCCUUACCCAUUUGUUACUUCUAGGAAAUUCAAUUCUUUUAAAUAAAAUUCAUUUUUUUUUUUAUUAUUUCGCUUUAUUUAAUAAUAAUAAUAUAAUACUGCGUUACUUACUUUGUCUUUUAGGGACUUUUCAAUGGCAGUGAGACGGGUCUCAAUGGCAUCCAGCUUCUGGAGUAUAUAUCUGAAAAACAUGAAUGUAUUUUUUUAAAACAAAUACUAAUAUAUUUAUAUACAGAAAAAGCUCCGUAUUCGCGUUUUCACUAUUCGCGGAUUAAAAAAAUGAGACCCAAUUUUUAUAUUGGCGACUAAAAAUUUUUUUAUUCACGGAUCUAAUAAGUAUAUACAUAUAAUAAAAUUAUUCCAAUAGGUAUCCAACCCAAUAUUCUUGUCAAAUGGACUAAUAAAAAAGUAAAAUAGAUCUUAACAAGUUAGCCUAAAAUAAUGUUGUUAAAUGAUAUCGCCGCGAUCGGUUGAAUGAAAGUAACCUUAUACCUCAAUAAAUAAAGUACACUUGUGCUCACACAAUUAAGCCACAUAAACGUUAUGGUGUACAAAUUCAUAAAAGUUUAAUUUUAUUGAUAAGUUUCACAAAAUUAAAAGAAAUUACUUAAACUUUAUUGUACUUAAAGUUUUUAAUUUUAAUGUAAAAGCAAAAGUCUGUCUUCUUCUUCAGCCACCUGUAAAAAUAAGCUGUCAGAUAAAAGAGUUCGAUGUUUUGUUCAAAAAAACUUGCCUUAUAUUGAUUUAUAUUUUGUUGGGAAUCCCUUUUGCAAAAUUACUUCCCUGCAGCGUUGGUUCAUUGUACGGACCAGUGUGUUACAUUAGUCCGGAGUAAUUUUGCCACAUUCUUCCUUUAAAAUUUGCCACAAUGUAGCCUUAUUUGACGGGUUUCUCGCCGCAACUGCCUUUUAAUAAUCCCCCAUAGAUUGUCUAUAGGGUUUAAAUCUGGGUUUUGGACAGGCCACUCAAGACAUUCUUCAAAUCAUUGCCUAAGCCUUAAGAUAAUUAAUUAAAAUGUUAAAAAACAUCAAUCAGAUCAUUUUUUUAUAUACCUCUUUGUUUUUUUUUUGUCAACUAGGAACAUAUCCCCUUUAAUCUCAUAUACAUUUCCAUCCCGUAUUCACGGUUUCUGUAUUCGCCGCAUAUUUAUAGAACAUAUACCCCGCGAAUAAAGAGCUUUUACAGUAUUAAUACAUUGUACAUACCUGCAUGGCCACCAGACGGUGACGGUACCACAAUUUUUGAUGGUUCUACUGGAGGAGCGCAAACGAGAUUAUAAGAUAUUUUUUUAAAUACUUUAUCUGUAAAAAAAAUAUUAUUAGAAAUUCCAAAAUAUUUAUGUUCAAUACAACCUCUAUGGGGACUCAACGGUUGUGAGCAUUCCACUUCGAAAUCCAUUUCUUCCACCAGGUCAUCAAAAUAUUGUACUUGCGAAAUAUCUUCUUAGAUUAACAUCUAAGUAAAGAAGUUGUAUAUUUCAGCACUAAGGACAAGACUGCAUAAUUUAAUAGUUUAAAAAAAUUAAAAUGUAAAUAUCCUCUUUUGAAAAUACACUCCUCUAGAGACCACUAUAAUUCAGUUUCAAUUUUUAAAAACCUGCUACGGAGCAGAAAUGCGUAUCUGUACAUACAUAUAUUCGAACUAUGUUCACUUUUAUUCAUUAUGAAACACUAAUGUUCAAAUAUCAUUGAACAUGCUUACUUAUCAGCAAAGCCGAAAAUCUACUAAAUAUAAAUAUCUACUUAUAUAUUAAUAUGCUUACAUAUGUACAUACAGAUAUAUGUACAUAAUGCAUUUACAUGCAAUGCACAUCUACCGUGCGAUUCUGUAACUUGAGACAGUCUCAAGUCUUUAAAUUUGAGAUUUUAAGUUAGAGACAAUUUUUGAGACUUGAGACGAUUUUGCUAUUCUGUAAGUGACAGUCACUAAAAAUUUGCGAGUCUCUCAACUGAAAACGAACAGGUCUGAACAUCUGUCACAUUUCAUUAUUUAGAGAUGUAUGUAAAACCUGAAUGAAAAAAGACUGUCGAUAACAAAUAUUAAAUUAUCUUUAAUGCAGUGAAAAAGGUUAACUACCAAUUAAAAUAAAAAUAAAAUGUUGUACUUGAAAUAUUAUAGAGCUAAAAUUUAUGUGAAAUUGAUUUUUUUCUACUUUUACCUGAUUGAGUUUUGUAUAAAACAUAGACACCAACAAUCGAUUAUUAUCUGUGAUGAUCUCUAUAAGUGAAUUGUCAAUACAUAUGUACAUACAUUCAAAAUGGAAAGCAGAGAAUCCUUGCGUACAACAAAGGAACAAAUAGAAUGCUACUUAGCCUUUCUGGAGCUUCACCCUCAAAUGAAGCUCCACAAGAAUGAUCCUACGCGGCCCAAAAGGUUGGAAGAGCUGUGGAUCGAGCUUGCCCAACAGCUAAACGCUCUAAAGGGUCCAUCCCGUUCGCCCACCAAAUGGAAGGAGUGUUUGAACCACUGGAAAAACCAAAUCCGAUCGAGGGCAAGAAAAGCGAAGGUAAGCAGAAUAUUAACUGGUGGAGGACCAAUGAAAGAUAUUCAGUCCUCCGAGUUGGAAGAACGGGCGAUAGAAGCGUUAGGGAGGACCGUUGUUGAUGGCCUGCCAGAUGUCCCAACAAUUGGAGUGGAGAACGACAUUAUAAUAAAUAUGGAUCCGCAGAGUCCUUUAGUAUGUGAAAUGCCAUCUACAUCACGUUCACGAAGGCAGACUUCGCAAGAAAUGUUUGCGGAUAUGAUGGCUGCAAUGCAGAGGAGGAGUGAGGAAGAAGCAAAAUUUAGAGAAACAUCGCAACAAUGCUUCGAAAAAGUUGCUGAAUCUUUAAAUAAUAUGGCAAGUGCUAUUGUACAGCUAUCAGAAGCUGUUCUAAAAAAAAAUUAAAAAAAAUUGUGUUUAAAUUAAGAUAAUAUUUUUAAGUUCCUCUUAAUGUAUAUAAUGUAAAUACACACCAAAGAAUAUGUUUAAGUUAAGAAAAUAUUUUUAAGUUCCUCUUAAUGUAUAUAAUGUAAAUACACACCAAAGAAUAUGUUUAAGUUAAGAAAAUAUUUUUAAGUUCCUAUUAAUGUAUAUAAUGUACAUACAUACAUAUAAAAGAAGACUGAAUAAGUUAAAUUUUUUUUAUGUUCCUAUUAAUGAUUAUUAUGUACAUACAUAUAAAAGACUGAAUAAAUGAAUCUAUUAAUUU